Molecule: messenger RNA, 1145 nt
Organism: Lucilia cuprina (Australian sheep blowfly)
Lineage: Eukaryota; Metazoa; Arthropoda; Insecta; Diptera; Calliphoridae
Product: alpha-tocopherol transfer protein-like
Exons: 3
Coding region: 37-960 (307 amino acids)
Cellular component (GO): membrane
Molecular function (GO): phosphatidylinositol bisphosphate binding
Source: RefSeq, a predicted model, not a curated record
CGUUAGGAAAAUUUAUAUUAAGUGUUAAUAGAACAAAUGUAUGUGCUAACGUCAGAAUUGGAAAAUGUUGCAAAAGAAAAUUGCAAUGAAUCAUUGGAAUUACGUGAAUCUUCAUUGGCCUCUUUAAAGGCCUGGCUUAAGAAAGCCCCACAUUUAAAAGCCCGCACAAAUGAUGAAUUACUAUUAUCAUUUUUACGCUGCAGUCGUUAUAGUUUAGAGGAUACAAAAAAACGUAUUGAUGGUUUUUAUUCGCUUAAAAAUGUCUUCCCAGAAGUUUUAUCAAAUCGCAAUAUUGAUGACUCGUUAAUGGAUUUAUAUAAUCAGGGCAUACACACUAUACCCAUUAAACCUUUAAGUCCCAAUGGACCACGCAUUAUUAUUUCCCAGUACAGUAAAUAUGAUCCGAAGAAAAGUAAUCCCCGAGAUGCAUUCAAAUUACUUUUUAUGCUACUCGAAAUAUUGGCCAAUGAAGAUCCAAAUACUAGUGUUGCCGGUGUGGCAUAUGUCAUAGAUGCCAGAGAUGUAACGAUGGAACAGAUGUUACAAUAUGAUCCAUAUUUAUUGAAGAAAACAUGGACACUGGUAGAGCAUUGUUUGCCUAUAAGAUUUACGGAAAUACAUUUAAUAAAUAUGCGUAAAGAGGGUCAAGCCAUAUUUAAUUUUGUCACUACAUUUUUACCCGCCAAAAUGCCCGUAAAGUUUGUAGUGCAUAAAAAAGCUGAGGAUUUAUAUGAUCAUUUGCCACGGGACUGUAUGACGGUCGAAUAUGGCGGUCACAAUGGUUAUCAACCGGAAGCAUUAAAACAUUGGGAAAAUGUUAUGCUCAAAUACAAGGACUACUUUGCUGAUGAUGACAACUACGGUACAAAUGAGAAAUUAAGAUCGGGUAUAAUGGCCAGUGCUGAAGUUUCCGAACUUACCGGUUUAAGUGGAUCUUUUCGUAAAUUGGAAGUAGAUUAAAAAUUUCAAGAAAAGUUUUGUUUUUUUGUAAUUAUUUUAUUAAUUAAAAUUAAUAUUUACUACUCGUUGUCUUAACUUAAGUUUAUAAAUUAAAAUACAAUUAUUUUUGUAUAUUGAUUAAAGAAAUAAUAAAUUAUACAGUAUUAUUAAAUCUUUGGUAUAUCAUGUAUCCGUUUUAAAUUAAU